AUGACGCCGUCACCUUCGUUGUCCACCGCUCGUGCUUCCUCCGAGCAGCGUUCCGUGCACUCUGACAGACCUGAACGCUCUCGGAAUGCUAAAGCCCAAGCCAGGCACCGUGCAAAGCGAAAGGCAUACAUUGAACAGUUGGAACAAACAGUGACGAAGCUGCAGACAGUGCUAGCACUUUCGCCGGACCAGGUGGCUGCGCUGCCUCCGCCUCUGCUCCGAAUCCGUGAAUUGGAGCAGGAAAAUGAGCUCCUCCAUCGCGAACUGGACGAGCUGCGCCAACAGGUCGAAUUGCGCAAUGCGCAAUUGCGACCAGACGUCAACCGUCGCGAACACUUCGCGGUGAAUGAUGACCGUCGCUCGGAGCGCGAUCUCAGACGCAGGAGGACCGUUGAGUCCGGUGAUAUCUAUCUACAUUCCAAUGAGCCUCAUUCACAUAGUCCACCGCCUCCGCUGAUGAUACCCUCCUCGACUCACUUUUCUCAACAUUCGCCACAGGCGAUACCAUACCCUAAAUCCCAGUCCUCUACACUUUAUCCUUCGUAUGGACUGUCUUACCAGAUGCCUGGCACUCCGUCGGGAUCGAGUACUACUAGUGCUUCAAGCCCUUCGUUCUCGCCCUCUGAUUACAUGCCCUCGCCACACUCUCAACAUCGGGCCGCGCCGUCACCGAUUUCUAACGUGCUGUCGCAGUACUCACACACGCCUACUCAGUACGAACUAGUCAAACUUGAAGAAGACCCCUACUCGCGUCAUAAUGUGCCUCACGCGAACGGCUACAGCGUUUCUUUGCCUCCUUUUGCCUCCAACCAGCCGGCUCUCAAUCACUGGCACGCGUACUCGUCAGAACGAGCGUGA
Sparassis crispa is the source of this 858-nucleotide messenger RNA. RefSeq lists its product as hypothetical. Gene Ontology annotation, biological process: regulation of DNA-templated transcription. Lineage: Eukaryota; Fungi; Basidiomycota; Agaricomycetes; Polyporales; Sparassidaceae. The transcript has 6 exons. Gene Ontology annotation, molecular function: DNA-binding transcription factor activity. The coding region runs from base 1 to 858 and encodes 285 amino acids. The record is from RefSeq and is a predicted model, not a curated record.